AAAAAUCCACUUCUCUGGCUCAACUGUGACAAGACACCAGCUCCACGGUCUUUUUUAAUUUUAUUUUCCAGCAAAUGUUUGCUCUCAUGGCAGGAAUCUCCUGAAUGGACAUCAACAACAAUCUUUUUUAAGUUCUUGCAACAAUACUCGGCUCAACUUGUGUGGAGACUUUGACUCCACCGACCCCCUAAAUGCCUUUCUCUGAGAAAAGGUGGUGGACGUUCUUUGCUUUGAAUGUGUACAAGCAACAAAUUACUUGAUAAAGAUGGGUAAUAAGCAAACAAUAUUCACAGACGAGCAACUUGAUGCUUAUCAGGACUGCACAUUUUUUACUCGCAAAGAAAUUUUGCGGUUGCACAGCAGAUAUCAUGAGUUGGCUCCACAUCUUGUACCAAUGGACUACACCAAUGAACCGGAUUGUAAACUGCCUUUAGCGCUGAUUGUUGACAUGCCAGAAUUAAAGGAAAACCCAUUCCGCAAUCGGAUUGUGGAGUCAUUCUCCGAGGAUGGGAUGGGGAACCUCAGUUUCAAUGAAUUUGUAGACAUGUUCUCAGUCCUCAGUGAAAUGGCUCCAAGAGAACUUAAGGCCAUUUAUGCCUUUAAGAUAUAUGAUUACAAUGUGGAUAAUUACCUGUGCAAGGAGGAUCUUGAGAAAACUUUAAAUAAGCUGACAAAGGAGGAGUUGACUCCUGAGGAGGUUGAAUUGGUGUGUGAGAAAGCCAUCGAGGAGGCAGAUUUGGAUGGAGACAAUAAACUCUCCUACACUGACUUUGAAAACAUGAUAUCCAGGGCUCCAGAUUUUCUAAGCACCUUUCAUAUCCGUAUCUGAGAUGGAUGGUUUGACCGUUCGGAUGUCAGCAGUUUCAUAAACCUGGGGACUGAACCAGUGCUAUCCCUGCCACAUCACCACUCUGACCUUCAGUUAGGCAGUAAACUCUUCUGAAUGUGAUCUUAUCUAAAGAAAACCUGCAAGCCCAAAUUUAGGGUAAAAGUAUACAGUUGCCUCAAAAUCCAAUCCAGUCAUGUUUAGUAAAUAAGAAUCUGUGUUCUCAUGAGUCUCUUUUGUCAGAUUAAAAAUAGAAUUGAAUGAAAUGACAUGUGCCUUAAAUAGGGCUUUAAUUGGACACGUAAAGAUGUUUCACAAUAAAAUGAGCCAUUUCUCUUCACUCACACAUUCGCAUGCUGAUGAUGGCAAGCUGCUGGAGUGGAGCUACAUCUGAUAGUCUGACAGAAGCAAUGUUAAACAAACCUUUUGAAAAUAAAAACUUUAUUCA
Molecule: messenger RNA, 1274 nt
Organism: Poecilia latipinna (sailfin molly)
Lineage: Eukaryota; Metazoa; Chordata; Actinopteri; Cyprinodontiformes; Poeciliidae
Gene: cib2
Product: calcium and integrin binding family member 2
Exons: 6
Coding region: 266-829 (187 amino acids)
Biological process (GO): calcium ion homeostasis
Cellular component (GO): cytoplasm; stereocilium; cell periphery
Molecular function (GO): calcium ion binding; magnesium ion binding
Source: RefSeq, a predicted model, not a curated record